Molecule: messenger RNA, 696 nt
Organism: Melitaea cinxia (Glanville fritillary)
Lineage: Eukaryota; Metazoa; Arthropoda; Insecta; Lepidoptera; Nymphalidae
Exons: 3
Coding region: 211-651 (146 amino acids)
Source: RefSeq, a predicted model, not a curated record
CUGAUCAAAUCGAGAGAUUGUCGGGAGCACAGAUUAGUAUAUAUGUAGCUAGCUAGUCGGGAGACAGCUGAUUGCCAAAAAUAAUUUUAUAGUUUUAAGCUAAAAUAAAUGUAAAUUUAUAAUAAUAAAUAUGUGAAAUAUCAGUAUUUAAAAACAAUAUUUUCAUGAAUUUAGAAAACAAACUUUUAUUUACUUAAUGGUAUAGUGAUCAUGAAAUCAAGUAUUGUUUUAUUCGGUACUUUGCUUCGGUACUUUUCAUCUAAACCUACAUCUUCUGAAGUAUUAACUUCCUAUUUAACUCAAUGUAAAGAACCUCCUUGGACAUCAUACUUUGUAAAGUACAGCAGUGUAAAAAAUGAUCAAUUUGGAAUGUCUAAUUUCAAUUGGAAAGUUGGCAGUUCGAACUACCAAAUAUUAAGGACUGGUUGUUUUCCAUACAUUAAGUAUCAUUGUUCCAGGAAAGAAGAAGAGGAUUUGGUUGUGUCAGAUAAAUUUAUGAGAUUUAUUAAAGUUCUCAAUUUAGGUAUACCUUGUUUACUAUAUGGCCUAGCAGCAACGCAACUUAUCAGGCACGAAGAAGUUGUCUAUACAACAAAAGGACCUGUUAUCAUAUACUUUUUAUUACCUGAACAUAAAGGUUCCUUAUAUUGAGACAAAAGUGUGAAAUACAUUGCAAAAUAUAACUGUUAUUUUUUA